This is a messenger RNA of Rotaria socialis, 636 nucleotides long. The record is from the annotation of a GenBank genome assembly. NCBI's taxonomy places the organism in Eukaryota, Metazoa, Rotifera, Eurotatoria, Philodinida, Philodinidae.
AUGACUCAUCUUAAUAAAGGUUGCCAAGCAUAUUUAUUAGUACGAAAUUAUUCAUUAAAUUUGAACGUGGCUAAUAUCGACGAUUCUUCUUCUACUGAAGAUUCAUCUGUAUCUCAUACAAAGAAAUUAUUUUGGGUGACUCGUUAUUCAUUAGGUAAAACGUUAUCAAAAGAAUUAUUAAUCGAACAUGAAUUUGCUGACGAUGAGACUCGACAUCGUUUAAUAGAGUUACAUACUCCAAUUGACAAUGAGAGAAAAUAUCAUUUCUUAUUAGCAACAGUGGCUUUACUUCUGAAUCCACCAAUUGGUUUGAUUGCAUGCAUUUUUGUCUACAUGGCUAAACGAAGAUCGGAAUAUAUGUUAAAGAAUUAUGAAAAUAUCAUCUAUGAAAGAGCGGCUGCUCGAUAUGCAUUUAUUUCUUAUAUUCUUAGCAUAAUUUCAAUAGGUCUUACAGUUAGCAUAAUCACUGGUAUAUUAUUGUAUUUUCUUGUUAUUGACCUCAAGAUUGCCAAUCGAAUUCCGUUAAAUAGUAUUCGAGACCAAGAUAUGUCGUCAAUGAAGCCCAUUGAUAUCACCAAAAGUCAACAGCAAGAACAAGAUCUGGCUGCUUAUGAAAACGAGGAAAUAGUACAAUGA